Messenger RNA from Xenopus laevis (African clawed frog), 3244 nucleotides. It is a transcript of the gene vps16.S, whose product is annotated as VPS16, CORVET/HOPS core subunit S homeolog. Lineage: Eukaryota; Metazoa; Chordata; Amphibia; Anura; Pipidae. The record is from RefSeq and is a predicted model, not a curated record. Gene Ontology annotation, molecular function: actin binding. Gene Ontology annotation, biological process: intracellular protein transport; vacuole fusion, non-autophagic; endosomal transport. The transcript has 2 exons. The coding region runs from base 308 to 2818 and encodes 836 amino acids. Gene Ontology annotation, cellular component: endosome; cytoplasm; bounding membrane of organelle.
GCCAUUUUGCUAGUGGGCGGAUGUAGCUGUUCUGGCGGUGUUUAAGGAGUUCCCCACUGCUGUGACACUCGCUCAGGAGUCGCGUUUCUCUGGAUCGCGAGCUAAAUAUAUAUAAUACCCGGAAGAGAGCCUAGAGCAUCAAGCAAUGAUAAGAAGCUCUGCUCAGGUAACGCACAGUAGGCGCAGGGAGUGAGUCACGUGACGGGCAGCUCAGGGGUCACGUGACGGGCCGAGGCGCUGAGAGACACAAGUUCCCGUGACUGGAGUGUGAGGCGGCGGCUUGUGCGGUUCUUCCCAAGGCCUCGGCAUGGAUUUCUAUACGGCCAACUGGUUCCCCCUGGGCAGUGUGAAUUACCGGAAGUUCGAUCUGUACCACAUGGAGUGGGAGCUGAGGGAGGGAUUGAGAGAGAGUCUGGCGGCUGCUGGGCCCUACGCUGGGACUGUGGCUUUAAUGAGGAAUCCGUGUGCCAAGGAGAAGGCUGGCCGGCCCGUACUGGAGAUCUACUCGGCCUCCGGCCUCCUCUUGUCCUCCAUCCCAUGGAAGAGCGGCCUGGUGGUGCAUUUGGGUUGGAGCCUGAGCCAGGAGCUGGUCUGUAUCCAGGAGGACGGCACGGUGCUUCUCUACGACUUAUUCUGCUCGUUCAAGCGCAACUUCAGCCUGGGCAGUGAGGUGAAACAGAACCAGGUGCUGGAGGCCAAAGUCUUUCACACCGAGUACAGAACCGGCAUCGCCAUCUUAACGGGCGCACUCAAAUUCACCAUUGCCUCCAACAUCGACGACGUGAAACUGCGCAGGUUGCCCGAAAUACCCGGCCUUAGGGGCCCACCCUCCUGCUGGACUGUCCUGUUCAAUGAGCGCGUGGCUCUAGUGUUGGCUGCAGUGGGCCCAGACUUGUACCUUCUGGAUAAUACCUCCUGCACUGCUGUCACACUGCCCCAUAUCAGCCCCAUGGCCGGAUCCUUCCUACAAAUGGCCGUCUCCUUCAAUUAUAAAUACCUUGCAGCCUUCACAGACACUGGCUACAUCUGGAUGGGCACUGCUUCCCUCACGGAUAAACUAUGUGAGUUUACCUCUGAUAUCCGGCAGGCACCAAAACAAAUGGCCUGGUGUAUAAGGCCCGGCAGCAGGAACAUUGCACUUGCAGUAAUGUGGGAGAAACUCCUGUUCUUGGUGGGCCGUGCCAGUGAGGGCGUUCACUUCCCUUUGGAUGAGCCGUCGUUUCUCGUGCCCGAACUGGAUGGGGUUAGAAUUAUAUCUCCCUCCACCCAUGAAUUUCUCCAUGAAAUACCAAAAGUAACUGAGGACAUUUUUAAAAUUGCGUCUAUGGCGCCUGGAGCACUUUUACUUGAAGCACAAAAAGAAUAUGAGAAAGAGAGCCAGAAAGCGGACGACUAUCUACGGGAGAUUAAGGACCAGAACCUUCUGUCAGAAGCAGUGGAGAACUGCAUAGAAGCCGCUGGGUAUGAGCAUGCCCCUGAGAUGCAAAAGUCUCUCCUUAGAGCGGCUUCAUUUGGAAAAUGCUUUGUAGAAAAAUAUUCUCCUGCAGACUUUGUGACCAUGUGCCAAGAUCUGCGUAUCCUCAAUGCCAUCCAUGACUACCAGAUUGGCAUGCCACUGACUAUUACACAGUACAAGCAACUUACUGUACAGGUUCUGUUGGACAGAUUAGUCUUACGCAGACUCUAUCCUCUUGCUCUCAAAAUUUGCGAAUAUCUAAAAUUUUCUGACUUUCAGGGAGUUAGUCGGAUUUUAGCCCAUUGGGCUUGUUACAAAGUGCAACAGAAGGAGAAAUCUGACGAUGAAAUAGCGCAGGCCAUUAAUCAGAAGCUCGGAGACACCCUGGGAAUUUCCUACUCUGAGAUUGCCUCCAGGGCCUGUGAGUGUGGUAGGACUGAGUUGGCCAUUAAACUCUUGGAGUAUGAACCAAAGUCAGAAGAUCAGGUCCCCUUGCUUUUAAAGAUGAAGAGAAGCAACUUGGCCCUGGCCAAAGCUAUUGAGAGUGGAGACACGGAUCUGGUCUAUACUGUGGUCACUUACAUGAAGAAUGAGUUUAACCGGGGCGACUUCUUUAUGACGCUGCAGAACCACCCGGUGGCUUUGAGUUUAUAUAGACAGUUCUGCAAGCACCAAGAGCCAGAGACACUGAAGGACCUUUACAAUCAGGAUGACAAUCAUCUGGAGCUGGGUAAUUUCUAUGUCCGAUCCAGUUACAGCACAGAGAAAAGAGUGGAAGGCCGUGUUGCCGAGCUCCAAAAUGCUGUAGAGGAGUACAAUAAAGCUAAAAGUGAACUGGCGGCCAGGGCCACCGAGGAUCAGAUCAAGCUGCUAAGGAACCAGCGGGCCCUGCAAGAUAAGGUGGACAAGCCGUAUCUGGACUUCUCGCUUCAUGACACUGUUUAUAAUCUUAUACUGGAAGGCAUGCACAAAAAAGCAGAGCAACUUUACAAAGAGUUCAAAAUCCCUGACAAGAGGUACUGGUGGCUCAAAAUCUCUGCUUUAUCGGAAAAAGAAGACUGGGAGGAGCUUGAGAAGUUCUCGAAAAGUAAGAAGUCAGCCAUUGGUUAUCUGCCCUUUGUUGAGAUUUGUAUGAAGCAUCACAACAAGUUGGAGGCCAGGAAGUACAUUGGGCGGGUGGCCAUUGAGCAGAGGGUCAAAGCCUGUCUCUUGGUCGGGGACUUGGAUCAAGCUGCUGAAAGUGCCAUCGAACACCGAAAUGAGCAUGAAAUGAAUCUGGUGUUGUCCCGCUGCACCUCUGCCGCUGAUAAUGCCGUUGCAGAAAAGAUCAACCGUGCCAAAUCACAGAUCCUUAAGAAAUAGCUUGGGCUCAUUUGGCAUCUUGCCAUCUGAACUGAAGGAGAUGAAGAAAUAUCAUUCCUGCUGCGCAAUUGAAGGGUCUGGCAUCUGUGGGUGGUCUUUGCUCAGAAAUGAACAGGAUUGGAUGCUGUGUUACAUGCAGAGGCAUGCUGGGAGAUAAGCCUUUCCAUAGGCCACAUGAGAACAAAUACACACACCCUGUUUAACCAGUGAGGGGUAUCCCAUAAAUCUAUAUGAUAUCACGUUCUCACCUGUAAGAUACCAACACUGAACGGUUUCCUUGCACUUUGUCUUGCUUUGCCAGAGUCCCCACAAAUGUACAGGUAUUGCUGACGGUGAGAAAAUAGCACUUCCAUGUACUUGUUAUGUACAGUAACUAAUACUAGUUAUAUGUUGAACCCUACUAAUAAAUGUCACACUUGCAUCUUA